CUGCAAACCUCCGCAGUUUAAUUAGCUCCCGACGUAACCAUCCCGUCAGUUCGCGCUGUCAGAAUUCCUUCCUCGCACCCUUUCUCCUCCGACGUAGAUCAAUAGCGAGUACUUCCCACGGAAACCACCCACAAUCAAUUCUUACUUGAAAGCACUCUUAACGCACAUAUCCCUUUUCCCAAAGCCUCCUCCCAGGACGCAGGGCUCAAACCCCUCGCUCAGCAACAAUGGAGUCCAUACGAGUCAGUCGCGCAGGUCCACCGCAAUCCGCAUCCUCAGAUCACCGCACCUCCUCCUCCCCUGCCCGCCCCUCAACAUCAACCCCCCGCAACCUCCGGCCCACCUCCUCCCUCCUCGACCGCAACCACUCCGCCCGCUCCAAACGCCGCACGUCCAUCCAGUUCUUUGGCCGAAGCGGGAGCGGCAUGCCCCUUUCGGCACCGGGUUCGGCGAAAAGCAAGCGUCACACACCGAUUGGAUCAGCGGACCCGAAUGCGCCGGGGAGGCAGCUGUUGCCGGCGGUGGAUAGACCGCAGGCUGUGACGGCGGUGACGAAGAGUGAAGGUGGGAGGAGACAGGUUACGGCGGCGGACGGGAAGACUUUCUGGGUUACUGAUGAUGAGUAUGAGUAUUAUAAGGAGGCCUUCACACUCUUCGACCGCGACAAAUCCGGCGCAAUCGACAUCGAAGAGCUCGACGCCGUGAUGCACAGCAUCGGUCUCCAACCCACGAAAGACGAAAUCAUGUCCAUGAUCGAAAAAGUCGAUGCGGACCAUACCGGAACAGUCGAAUUCGAAGAGUUUCUCCAAAUGUCCCACGAAUGGAUGAUCCGCGACGGCCUCGAAACCGACGAACAGAUCCACGAAGCCUUCGAAUCGCUCGAUCUCAACGCCGACAGUUUCAUCGAUCUCGAGGAUCUGGACGCUAUGAUGCGCGCUUUGUACCCUGAUCUGAGCGAGGAGGAUCCCAGGAGGAAUAGGGAGACGUUGAAGGAUAUGAUCAAAGAGUUUGAUGCGGAUGGGGAUGGGAGGAUUGGGUAUGCGGAUUUUCUGGCUAUUAUGUUGGAGAAGUAGGGAGGUGUUUUGAGGAUGGUGUACAUUUGUGAUGGGGGCUUGCCAGCCGCUUUUGAUGGUGGGAAAUAAACCCGACGUUCAGAUGGAUGCACAUGUAUCGUUUGAGAUGAUUAUUGCAAAAGCGAUGAGGGGUGGGGAUAUGAGUAUAAACGUGAUGAGAAGGGAACGAA
This is a messenger RNA of Fimicolochytrium jonesii, 1243 nucleotides long. RefSeq lists its product as uncharacterized. Bases 228 to 1073 code for a protein of 281 amino acids. Gene Ontology annotation, molecular function: calcium ion binding; enzyme regulator activity. The transcript is spliced from 4 exons. Lineage: Eukaryota; Fungi; Chytridiomycota; Chytridiomycetes; Spizellomycetales; Powellomycetaceae. The record is from RefSeq and is a predicted model, not a curated record.